Molecule: messenger RNA, 1666 nt
Organism: Hevea brasiliensis (rubber tree)
Lineage: Eukaryota; Viridiplantae; Streptophyta; Magnoliopsida; Malpighiales; Euphorbiaceae
Product: gamma-tubulin complex component 2-like
Exons: 13
Coding region: 44-1066 (340 amino acids)
Biological process (GO): spindle assembly; mitotic cell cycle; microtubule nucleation
Cellular component (GO): centrosome; gamma-tubulin small complex; spindle pole
Molecular function (GO): gamma-tubulin binding; microtubule minus-end binding
Source: RefSeq, a predicted model, not a curated record
UUUGAAUUUGAACUAGCCAUUGCAGGCCACAGAGAGAUUGCAAAUGGAAACGCCACCGUCAUCUUCCUGUCCUUCAACGCCUCGCUGGAACGUCGAUAGGCCCUUCCUCACUGGCCGUUUCCACCAGGAAACAAAAGGAACCUCGAGGCUUGCUGAUACAAGGGGACUCUCCUUGGAUCCGUUUAGGCAUGAACUCAUCAUCAACGAGCUCCUGUAUGCUUUAGUUGGAACUGAAGGACAAUAUAUUUCAAUCAAAAGAGUCCAUAGAAAGGAGGAUGACAUUACUUUCCAGGUUGAUGCUUCAACGGAUUUGGCACUCCAGGAUUACCGGGCCAUGGUAGCACAGCUUGAACACCAAUUUCGACUUGGAAGACUUUCCAUACAUGGAUUGUCGUUUUACUGUCAGCCCUUGAUGGCUUCCAUGCAAGCAUUAUCUGCUGUGGUAAAGAAGGCUUCAGCAAGUAAUUGUACAGGUUCUGCAGUCCUUAACCUCCUACAGAGCCAGUCUAAGGCCAUGGCUGGUGAUAGUGCAGUGAGAUCAUUGCUAGAGAAGAUGACACAAUGUGCAAGCAGUGCUUAUCUUGGCAUACUAGAGAGGUGGGUCUACAAAGGAGUCAUUGAUGAUCCUUAUGGUGAAUUUUUUAUUGCUGAGAACAAAUAUCUUCAUGAGGAGAGCCUUACACAGGACUAUGAUGCUAAGUACUGGAAGUCACGUUAUAGCCUUAAAGAAGGAAUUCCUAGCUUCUUUGCAAAUAUUGCUGGAACAAUAUUGACCACAAGAAAAUGCUUAAAUUUUAUGAGAGAAUGUGGGCACAAUGUUCAGGUCCCUUCCUCAGAAAAUUCCAAAUUGAUGAGCUUUGGCUCAAACAAUCAGUAUCUUGAAUGCAUAAAAGCAGCUUACAAUAUUGCAAGCAGUGAGCUCUUAAAUCUCAUUAAAAAAAAGUAUGAUCUAAUGGGAAAGCUGUGGUCUAUAAAGCACUAUCCUCUUCUUGAUCAGGAUGAUUUUUUGGUUCAUUUCACAGAUAUAGCUCAAGAUGAGCUUAACAAAAAGCUUGAUGAAAUUUAAGGGGAGAAGCUUCAGGUUGCACCAUAUAUUUUUUUACUAAAAUGAAAAAUUACCUGAAGAAAAGAUAUUCAUGCUUUGGAUUACAAAAUCUGAUGUAUUCUCUUUGACAAUAUAGUCUCUUUCAGACCUUGCUUUGCAUACCACAGCAGCUGCAGCAGAUCCUUGUCAUGAGGACUUGACAUGUUGUGUGAUCUUCUUUGCUUAAAACAUUGGGCACCCUGAAGGAUCUAGAAACAAGGGCUUUUUCUGAUAAUAAUUAUAUAGCAGAGCCAAUGAGCAUUACAGAACUUGAGACAUUUGCUUUGAGUUACAAGGUUCAAUGGCCAUUGUUUAUAGUUAUUUCAAGAAAAGCCCUAACAAAAUACCAAUUGAUUUUCCGCUUUCUUUUCCACUGUAAACAUGUGGACCGCCAGCUUUGUGGGGCUUGGCAAGUGCACCAAGUAUGGCCUAGAAGCUUAUUGAUGUAAAUUGAUAAAUUCUACCUGCCCUCUCUUGUGCUUGUAAUCCAAUCAAUAUAAUUUUGCAGGGAGUUCAUGCCCUUAACAUGCGGGGGGCUGCUGUCCCUAGAUCAGCUUUGCUUUGUCAUAGUAUGUUGAAAUU